AUGGCCGAAUUCAAGCUUUCGGCUUCUCUUACUGGUCACGAAGAUGAUGUCCGCUCUCUAGUCUUCCCCACCCCCAAAGCGAUUAUUUCAGCUUCCCGAGACGGCACUGUUCGAUUAUGGUCCCUUUUGGCAGACAACCCUCCCGUCUACGAUGCCAAAAUCUCCUCUCACGCCCCACGAUUUGUUAAUUCAGUCGCCUACCUCCCUCCAAACGAAGAAUACACUGAAGGCCUGGUGGUAUCUGGAGGAAAGGAUCUGGUUAUUGACAUUCGGCCGCCUUCGAAAGCCCCAGAGGACAACGCUGAUGCGAUGCUCAUUGGACAUGGCGACAACGUCUGCGCGCUGGAUGUCUCCCCAGAUGGCAAAUUCAUUGUCAGUGGAUCAUGGGAUAAUGAUGCGAGGGUAUGGCCGAUUGGAAAAUGGGAAUGCGAAGCUACACUCCACCAUGAAGGCAAUGUCUGGGCAGUCUUGGCUUUUGAUCCGGAAACAAUUGUUACCGGUUGCGCAGACAAGAAGAUUCGAAUAUUUCACAGGUCGGGAAAGCUGUUGAAGUCGUGGCAAGGGAGCAAGCACCCCAUUCGAGCUCUGUGUCGAGUUCCAAAAGGCCAUCCUUCCAAAGCAGACUUUGCCUCGGCCGACAAUGAUGGAUCCAUCGCACUUUGGACACUGGGAGGCAAGCAAAUCGCCACCCUUUUCGGCCACGAAGGUUUCAUCUAUUCAUUGGCCGCUCUCCCUACCGGAGAAAUUGUCAGCUCGGGCGAGGACAGAACACUCAGAAUAUGGAAAGGCACGGAAUGCAUACAAACCAUCACCCACCCGGCUAUUUCUGUUUGGGCAGUGGCUGUUUGUGCGGAAACCGGAGAUAUUGUCAGCGGGACGAGUGAUAGAUUUGUCCGCGUCUUCACAAGGAGCCCGGAGAGGUUGGCUGAUGCCGAAACGAUUCGAAAAUUCGAGGAUGCGGUGAAGGAGUCUUCGAUUCCCCAACAGCAAAUGGGGGGGGUCAAUAUGGAGCAAUUACCUGGACCGGAGUUCUUAGCGACAAAGCUGGGUACCAAGGAAGGACAAGUUCAGAUGAUCCGAGAGUUGAAUGGAAGUGUCACUGCGCAUCAGUGGUCUGCUAGCCAACAGCAAUGGAUCAGUGUUGGAACUGUUGUUGAUGCCGUGGGGAGCAGUGGGAAGAAGGUUGACUAUCUGGGGAAGGACUACGACUAUGUCUUCGAUGUCGAUAUCGAAGAUGGCAAGCCUCCUUUAAAGUUACCGUACAACCUUUCACAAAAUCCCUACGAAGCAGCAACAAAGUUCAUUCAAGACAACGAACUUCCCAUCACCUACCUGGACCAAGUCGCCAAUUUCAUCACAACAAAUACAAAAGGAGCAACGAUUGGCCAGGUAGAACCAGGCCCAGCUGGUUCGGAUCCAUGGGGAAGUGAUAAUCGAUACCGACCAGGAGAAGCCAGCAUACCUACCGUCGCCCCUCCGCCUAAGAUCCUGCCGCAAAAAGAGUACCUCGCAAUCCUCGUUGCUCGAAUUCCGCCACUUCAAAAGAAGGUCCAGGAGUUGAAUCAGGCAUUGAUUGCUGGUGGUCACAAGGAUUUGUCGCUGAACCCAACAGAACUCAAGGUUCUCUCCAGUUUGGCCACCCACCUCGAGUCUUCUGGCGCAACGAAAACAUCACAGAGCGUUCCCGGAGGUCUGGACCUUGCAAUCAAGCUCACCACAGUCUGGCCCUAUAAGGACCGCCUACCGGGUCUCGACCUUCUGCGGCUGUUGGCCGUAGCACCCAUGACAGCAAGCUUCAAGCAUCCCCGUGGUGGAAGCAUAGUCGAUGUCCUCGAGCAAGGAGCAACAGAGACUCAAUCUCCAGCAGAAAACCACGUGAUGAUGGCCGUCCGCGCCUUCGCCAAUCUCUUUGAAUCAGCAGAAGGCCGAGCGCUGGCAAUACAGGAGUUCGACAAGAUCCAGAACGUCAUUACUACAGCCCUCUCCAACACAUCGAACCGAAAUCUUCUUGUUGCGGCAAGCACGGUGUACAUCAACUACGCCGUUUAUUUCAAGACCCAGCCCGAGGAAACGUCUUUUGAGCACGUUCUUGCGGUUCUCGAUACACUUUCCAAGGUCCUUUCAACACAGAACGAUUCUGAGGCUGUGUAUCGAGCGCUGGUUGCUACUGGGACGUUGCUCACGCUUGACGAUGAGAUCAAGAGCGCGGCGAAGGAUGUUUAUGGGAUUGAGAAAGCGGUUAGUACUGCAGUGGGAAAGGCAAGUGAUCCGCGGAUCAGGAAUGUGGCAGGAGAGAUUAGAGGCUUAUUGAAAUGA
This is a messenger RNA of Hyaloscypha bicolor E, 2316 nucleotides long. RefSeq names its product PFU-domain-containing protein. The coding region runs from base 1 to 2316 and encodes 771 amino acids. Gene Ontology annotation, cellular component: cytoplasm; nucleus. The record is from RefSeq and is a predicted model, not a curated record. Gene Ontology annotation, biological process: ubiquitin recycling; proteasome-mediated ubiquitin-dependent protein catabolic process. Gene Ontology annotation, molecular function: ubiquitin binding. NCBI's taxonomy places the organism in Eukaryota, Fungi, Ascomycota, Leotiomycetes, Helotiales, Hyaloscyphaceae. The transcript has 4 exons.